UUUUCCAGCGAAUCACACCGCCGCGCAAUCAUCUUUCCAUCCCUCUUCGAGUCGGGGCCAAACCAAGGAGAACCAGCUAGGCGUGUGCGUGGCCGCGUCGUAUUCUUCUCCCCACCUUUCCCCAACCUCUCCCCGCUCCUGCAAUCCGAUCUCCCCCCUCCCCCGAUCAUGCGCAGCUCCGCCGCCGCCCAGCCCCCACCUCCCGCCUCCUCCGCCGCCAUGUACGGCUCCGCCCCCGCCUACGUCGCGUCGGCCUCUUCCGCCUCCGGCGGCGGCGGGUACUCCUACCCAGCGCCCGCCUCUUCCGGCGCCGGCGCCGGCUACGCCAAGAUCCCCACCUACCCCGCGCCCCCGUCGUCGGCCUACCCCAGCCCCAACCCUCCCCCACCGCAGGUCUCCACCCAGGCCCCGAUCCAGGACCCCACGGCGCCGCCGUCCCCGCUCGCCAGGGCGGCCGAGCUCGUCACGCGGUUCCGCGAGCAGGGCCAGGCGCUCAUCGCGGCGCGCCGGCCCUGGGGCGAGGUCUUCCGCGCGCCGGCCUUCUCCAAGCCGCCCUCGCUCGGGGAGGCCGUCGCCCGGAUGCGCCGCAACACGGCCUACUUCCGCGCCAACUACGCGCUGGCCGUGGUCGCCGUCUUCGCGGCCUCGCUGCUCUGGCAUCCGGGGACGCUCUUCGCGCUCCUCUUCCUCUGCGCCGCCUGGUUCUUCCUCUACUUCGCGCGCCCCGCGCAGGGGGGCCAGCCGCUGAGGGUCUUGGGGAUGGAGUUCGACGACGGCACCGUGCUCGCCGCGCUCUGCGGCGUCACCGUCAUCGCCAUGCUCUUCACCGACGUCGGGUGGAACGUCGUGGGGUCCGUCAUGAUCGGGGCCGCGCUGGUCGGCGCCCACGCGGCGCUCAGGUCCACCGACGACCUCUUCCUCACGGAGCAGGAGGCGGCCGGGGACGGCCUGGUGGCCGCCGCCGGGCCCAUUCUGCCCACCUACGUCCGUAUUGGUUGAUUCCGUGCCUGGCCGUGGUAUGAUGAUGGUUUCCAAGGUGCAGUCUCUACAGAGCAUGUUAUUGGUUGGUUGCAAUGGCAGUUUCUUUGUAAUUACCAUGCUUAGCAGUUGGAUUUGAUCUCUGUGUCUAAUAUUGGUUGCCUUGUGGGUGUGUAAACAUGCUAGAUUUGCUUGUCAUAUUAUGUUUGUGGUGAAAUGCAAUGGUACUGUGAACAUAUGAAGCCAUUGCUGGAAUCAGAUGGUCAUUGGUAUGGUGGUGUUCAUAUGUGAUUCUGUUGUAUCUGAUAAUGACAAUUGCGAUUUUGCCUGCACAUUAUAAUGCUGACGUUUCAAGUUCA
Messenger RNA from Panicum hallii, 1337 nucleotides. RefSeq names its product PRA1 family protein B6-like. The transcript has a single exon. The coding region runs from base 169 to 999 and encodes 276 amino acids. Lineage: Eukaryota; Viridiplantae; Streptophyta; Magnoliopsida; Poales; Poaceae. Gene Ontology annotation, biological process: vesicle-mediated transport. Gene Ontology annotation, cellular component: endoplasmic reticulum; Golgi apparatus. The record is from RefSeq and is a predicted model, not a curated record.